Molecule: messenger RNA, 2049 nt
Organism: Hymenoscyphus albidus
Lineage: Eukaryota; Fungi; Ascomycota; Leotiomycetes; Helotiales; Helotiaceae
Source: the annotation of a GenBank genome assembly
GAUUAUCAAAAUCAUCCCACCUCGACUGUCGACUCUUGAUCUACUCGACUCUUUGUCCAUCACCCAUUGCAUGAGGGCAAACUCCUUAUGCAAUGUCUUUACUUCUCCCCCGUCUUCGGAGGGCAGCGCCCAGGCUGUCUCGCUAUUUCUUCAUAAGUCACCAAUGCACCAAGCAAGCGAGUCCAUUGGGGCGAUUGAGGCUGCCCAUUACAUCGAAGAUCUCGAGAACAAUUCGAUUCAACAGCAGCUCUGCCGCUUUUCCCGAGUGGAAAGAGGGUGCUUCUCGAAGAAUAUCGCCUCUGAAAGCUCUGAGCCAGUCCAUUUUGAGUGACUCAAAAUCACAAGCCAAAAAGCAAUUCUUCCCAGCUGUCACCGCAAAGCCUGUGGCAUACUGGCUGUUGGCGAGCGCAGCUAGUGUUUUUGGAAUUGUGGUUUUUGGAGGACUUACUCGAUUAACAGAGUCGGGGUAUGUUCAAUGCUGGGAAAAAGUUAUGUCGUUGCUAACAACUACAAUAGUCUCAGUAUCACAGAAUGGAAACCAGUAACAGGUUCUCUACCGCCCCUCUCUCCAGCAGACUGGGAUUCCGAGUUUGAGAAAUACCGCGCUUCCCCCGAAUUCAAACUCCUUAAUCCACACAUGACUCUCGAAGAGUUCAAAAAGAUAUACUUCAUGGAAUGGGGCCAUCGACUCUGGGGGCGAUUUGUAGGGCUCUCGUUCGUUAUACCAGCAAUUUACUUUGUUGCAAGACGAAAGGUUUCUGCCAACAUGUCUAUUCGUCUCCUCGGUAUCUCGGGUUUGAUUGGUGUCCAAGGUGCAUUAGGGUGGUGGAUGGUAAAAUCCGGCUUAAAGGACGACCUGUUUGCGCCCGGCUCACACCCAAGAGUGAGUCAAUAUAGACUUACCGCACAUCUUGGAACUGCCUUCAUAUGCUAUACUGCAAUGCUUUGGAACGGCCUGGCAAUCCUACGAACCAGAUCUCUUCUCACAAAUGCAGAACGAGCUCACGCUCAGUUACUAAACCUCUCAUCAGGUACACUGUCUAUAUUCCGGAAAUCCGUCGCGGGCCUUGCACUUCUCAUCUUCGUUACUGCCAUGUCGGGUGGGUUGGUAGCUGGUCUUGAUGCCGGAAUGAUAUACAACGAAUUUCCACGCAUGGGCGUAGGUCUCACCCCACCAAAAGCAGAACUUUUUGACAAGUUCUACUCAAGAAAGGAAGAUGGCAGUGAUAUAUGGUGGCGAAACAUGUUAGAGAACCCGUCUCUCGUACAGCUUGAUCACAGAAUCUUAGCUACGACAACUUUCACAGCCAUCCUAUCACUAUGGGCAUACUCACGAUUCAACCCACGAGUCAGGGCGGCUCUACCCAUCAAUUGCCGAAAAGGAAUGUUGGGUGUUGUGCACCUAGUGUUUCUGCAAGCAGCACUUGGAAUCAGCACGUUGAUCUACCUCGUUCCUACACAUCUAGCAGCCACCCAUCAAGCAGGCAGUCUAGCCCUUUUGACUGGUGCUUUGGUUCUGGGUAGCAGAACAUGGAUACCUACCCGAACGUGGCGAUUAAUUCAGAACAACCUCAAAACUACUGCUUUGAAUACUCACACUUGCCGCGCUAUAGAACACGGUGCCAAACGUACCAAGCCUGUGGCUUUGAGGCCACAGCUCAAUUCUAUGAGCAAACGAGGACCUUCGCGAAAGGCAUGAAGCGAAGAGCAUGAACGGUAACGAUGAGUGUUUUGUAUAUAUUGUGUUUGAUUAGCGAUGUAACCAUGGGUGACGUUUUAUUAGAUUCCCCCAUACAAUUAGAGCAGGCACAGUCAUGAUAAGGACGAUUCUCUACUCUGUACACUAUCUGAAAGUUUCAUUUUUACUUUGUUCAUUCAUUUUUUAAAGAAUUGAAAUCAUCUACAGUAGCGCAAACAAUAUCUUGACUUAUUUGUGAGCUAGAACCAACUCGUUAGCCAGGAUCUCCACUGACUUAACCAAUGCCUCCAGGAAAAGAAGUACUUACGGAUCCCUUCUUCAGCUUGUGGCUGAAUUCCAACUUCCUCAGC